Messenger RNA from Leguminivora glycinivorella, 2131 nucleotides. Its product is annotated as ecdysone oxidase-like. The record is from RefSeq and is a predicted model, not a curated record. Gene Ontology annotation, molecular function: flavin adenine dinucleotide binding; ecdysone oxidase activity. The transcript is spliced from 4 exons. Bases 25 to 1848 code for a protein of 607 amino acids. NCBI's taxonomy places the organism in Eukaryota, Metazoa, Arthropoda, Insecta, Lepidoptera, Tortricidae.
ACGCCGGCUGGCUUUCACGAUAACAUGCAAUACAACAUGGCAGUCGUUGUAAGAAUAUUAGUAUUUGCUGCUAUUUUUGGUGCUGCCAACUGCGAGAUCACGGAAGAAUGGCCACCAAAUGCAGAAGUUCAUGAUUUCGAGGAGUUCGACUUCAUUAUAAUCGGCGCUGGUUCAGCCGGUAGUGUGGUCGCGAACCGACUCAGUGAGGUGGACCAAUGGAAAGUAUUGCUCAUUGAAGCUGGAAGUGAUCCACCGGUAGAGAGCAUUAUCCCUGGAUUAUAUUCCCGGUUAGAAAAAUCGGAAUAUGAUUGGAAUUACACUACAGUCAAUACCGGAAUAACUAAUCAAGCUAAUGUCAAUGAGGCUGUGCAUUGGCCGCGAGGAAAAAUGUUAGGAGGGUGUAGCAGCAUGAACGUGAUGAUAUAUGUAAAAGGCAAUGACGCUGACUUCCAACGGUGGUAUGACCAAGGAAAUAAGGAGUGGCAUCCUAAAAUUGUUCGUGAAUACCAAAAAAAAGCUGAAUCUUUCCAGAACCUAAAUGGACUAAAAAAUGUUGCAGUGAAAAACGCGUAUGGCCAAAAUGGACCUUUAGGUAUCAAUUAUUUUAACAGCACAUCCGAAGAGCUCACACAAGCAUUACUAGGUGCAUGGAAUGAAAUUGGUUUCAACACUGUUGCCGAUAUUAAUGAACGAAAUGUAUUAGGAGCCGGCCUUUACGGAGCAACAGCCGUAAACGGGCGCAGAGAGAGCACAGCAAAAGCCUACUUGAACCCAAUACAGAACCGAGAGAAUUUCAAAUUAUUAAAAAAUGCUUUGGUUACUAAAAUCAUAAUUGACGAAAUAAGUUUGGAAGCUAAGGGAGUGAAAGUGGAAAUGAACGAAACAAAAUUUAUUUUUUACGCUAAACGUGAAGUUAUUUUAAGUGCUGGAGCAAUCAAUACUCCCCAAUUACUAAUGUUAUCUGGUGUUGGUCCUAAACAUCACUUAAAAUCCAAAGGAAUUGCAAGUUUAGUAAACUCGCCGGCCGUAGGUCAAAAUCUUUUGGAUCAUAUUUACAUACCAGUUACAAUCUUCGGAAACCAACCUGAAGAAUUAGCCGCGAAUUAUAACGAACUUCAGUAUGAAAUUUACCUCAAAAAUAGCACAGGCUAUUUUGCUACAAAUACCAUACAAAAUGUACUUUCACUUUAUGGUCGAUCUAAAGAUUCAAAAUUUCCACAGUUUCAAAACCUUGUAGGUAUAUUUCCCAAAAAUGCAGACCAAGUAGAGACUUAUUUUAGAAGUCUGUACAAAUCUGAAGUAGCUGAUUCCAUCAUCGAAAAUAGUAAACAUAACGCUCUUUACUUGUAUCUUUUUCAUAAUUUGCAUCCUUAUUCGAAAGGAAAUAUAUCCCUUAGUACAAGUGAUCCGAAAGAUGCCCCUCUUAUAUACGCUAACUAUUUCGACGAUCCAAGAGAUUUGCAGGCUGCAUCAGAUGGGAUUCGAAUGUUGACCAAAAUAGUCAAUACUACAUUUUAUAGAUCCAUCAACGGAUUCUUGGGCAGGCUAAAUUGGCCAGCCUGUAACAGUUUCGAUCAUGACAGUGAUGAGUAUUGGAAGUGUGUAGCGAUUAAUAUGGUGUUGACUAUUUAUCAUCCCGUUGGCACUGCCCGCAUGGGUAUUUCACGUAAGACUGCAGUAGUGGAUAGUCGUCUUAAAGUGUAUGGUGUUCAUAAACUUCGAGUAAUAGACGCUAGCGUUAUGCCAACGUUAACAAGUGGUAACACAAAUGGACCAACAAUAAUGAUAGCAGAACGUGCAAGUGAUUUCAUAAAAGCAGAUAAUUUGCCUAAUUUCAAUGAAUCUUAGAAUUAAAGGGAACCUAAUAAUAUUUUUUCCAACACCUUCAUUUUUAUGAAUAUCACUGAAAUUUUAGCAGAUUCAUAUAUUAUGCUCCACUUUUUCAAUUGAGAAGACUGGCGCUUCUUACGUUAUUCCGGCAUUUUCUACGGGUCAUGGGAGUUAGUUUAUGUACGUUAAGUAUUAAAAUAAUUCAAAAGUUAUGGACGGAUAAAUUAUCCAUGAAUAUUGUAGUAUAUUUUAGCACGAUUAGAUUUCGUUUUGUAAAUAACUAAUAAAUUAAUUUAUUUAA